Molecule: messenger RNA, 1527 nt
Organism: Bipolaris oryzae ATCC 44560
Lineage: Eukaryota; Fungi; Ascomycota; Dothideomycetes; Pleosporales; Pleosporaceae
Exons: 1
Coding region: 1-1527 (508 amino acids)
Source: RefSeq, a predicted model, not a curated record
AUGGGCAUUCCCAUCGGAUGGAACAUUAAGCGCGACGAGGCAAAGGACAAGGACGUACUGAGAGCCGACUUGACGGGCCAUCGCUCACCCAUCCGCCGUCGCGUCAGACCGAACAGAUCGCCACGACCGAACAGCACGCUCGAUACUGAGUUCCUCAUAGCCGCCUCUGGCUCUGCUCCCGUCAUAGAAUGGAUACCACGCUCGUCGCAUCGCACACGCCUGGCGCCACCACCAGUGCCUGAACUCUCGAGAACCGACUACCGCGGCAACGAGGCUGCGGCCAACUCACCUGCACCCCUGGGCCCCAAUAGCACCCUGCAUCGUUCGCGCAAUCGCCUCGAUGAAUUCAUGCGUUCAUAUGCGGCGCGCAGAGCCCUGGAGACUGGUCGCCCCAUUGCUGUCUUUACCCCCGGCUUUGCACCCGCAGCAGCUUCACAGAGCUCAGAAUCAGACACGACGCACAGCGCGCGCGAGUUUUCUCGCAUGCGGGAGAGGGCGUCGUAUCGUCGCGCUGCCCCUCCGAGAUUGACCCGUUCACGGAGCCCCCGCGCUGACCGAUCUGCAGCAAGAAGUGAUACUGCAAGCGCGCCCGAGGAAGACCACGAAAGCAGUGACAACAACGCCGUAGCCUUUCCACCGCUGCGCAGGAUGGGGCGCCGCACUAUUGCCGACGGACCAUUACCCAGUAGCUCGUUACGUGAGUCUUGGAGUCCAGUACCUGCUCUUGAUGGCUUGGGCGACCGCAAUCGCAGCGUCAGUCCGCUCGACGACCAACUGCACUGGGAUAGCUUCCUCACGACUGUGGUCGAUGACCCCGUUGCACCAACUGCUGCAUCGUCGUUUGCGUCAGCUGCAGCCUCAGCCUCGUUCUCAAACUCUCACUCAAGCUCGCGAUCGGGAAGUUCAAACUCGACAGCAUCUUCACAAACCCACCUUACAGUUCCUUCGCGACUACCAAGCCCCCCACAGAACGACCAGUUCUUGCGCGCUUGCGAUACUUCAGAUAACGACACGGCUUCGGAUACCGAAGAGGAAGAGACAGACGUGCCUGCACCCAUGCGCCGAGCCCAGAUGGAACGUUCGAGGGAUGGCUUCAGUCUCUCAAACUCGACGGCUCCCCGUCGCCGAAUGCGUCCAUCGUACUUCUCCAGCGAUCCUCCAGCCCGAGACGCAGAUCGCUACUCGCUCCGUGUGAUUGACCGGUCCCGCGGCUCCAGCGACUACAUUCACAACUACUACAACCGAGUCAACUGGAGAAUUGCCCAGACAGAAGAGCCGCAAAGGCUUCAGAUGUCUUCACAGCUCGAUGGGCCGGCUGACGAGCCCGCGAGCACAAGUGAGGCAGAGACUCCCCCGCUCACACGGGCCGAUUCUACGCCGUUAGACCAGGAACUUCGCGACGCAAGAUCACUACUUGAACGCCUUGCCUCCCGCGAGGAUAUCAGCGACGACUUUUGGGCUUCAGUUGGUCUCACACGAUCGUUUGCUGAUCCGGUUCAGCGAUUCCAGGAACUUGAACGUCUUUGA